This is a messenger RNA of Diversispora eburnea, 1272 nucleotides long. Lineage: Eukaryota; Fungi; Glomeromycota; Glomeromycetes; Diversisporales; Diversisporaceae. The record is from the annotation of a GenBank genome assembly.
AUGGAUGAAUGGAAUUUCUUAUUCGAAGAUCCCAACUUUGGUGAACCUAAUAAAAACAUUCCAUUUGAUGAUGAUAAACCAAAAAGAAGAUCAACAUUAUUACAAGAAUUUCAAAAGAUAAAAAGAAAUUCACAAUCAUCACCUCCUCCUCCAACCACCAAUAAUUAUGAUAGAUAUAAUGGUGAUAAUAGAUAUAGUAGUUUAAAUAAUAGAUAUAGUAAUAGUGGAAAUAAUAAUAAAUAUAAUGGAGAAAUUUCUCCACGACCACCACGACAACAUAAAGGUUACUACAUGCCACAAAAAUUUUCUCAACAAUCUUUAGAUUCAUCAACAUAUUUAUCAAAUAAAUUUCUUUAUAAUCAAGAUAAUUAUGUUACACCUUCUCCUAUUGUUAAAGAUAUUUAUAAUUCAACCGAAAAAUUAUAUCGACCACUUCCUUCACCAAUUACUCCACUUCCACCUAAAACUUUAUCUUCUUUUUAUGCAGAUAUGGAUAAAUUACCAUCAAUUAUAGAUCCAUUUCGAUUUGAAAAAUCACCACCACCACCUCUUAAAGGAGUUGGAUUAGAUAAAUAUUCAACUAUGGAAGAAAUAUUUCAUAAAAAUUCUAUACAAAAAGUUCUAACGAAAACGCCAAUUAAUAUAAAACUUAUUGAAAAACAUUUAAGCGAAAUUGCGGAAAAGAAAUCAUUAUUAGAAAUUGAAGCGGAAAAAUCCGAUGUAGCAAAAUGGCUUAGAGAACAUUAUGAAUUUUUACCAUCAUUGUCAUAUAUAGCAUCCAAAUUAAAUUUACGUAAUCUUUUUAUACCACAAAAAGAAACAGCAGAUUCAUUUAAACGUGAAAUUGAAGAAUGUCAAUCAGUUGAACAAUUUCGUAAUAUUAUAAUUGAACAAAUAUUUGGUGUGACAGAUGAUUUUGGAGUUCCAAUUCCUAAUAAAUAUUCAACUCUAUUAACUGAAGCAAUUACUGCUUGUCACACAAUAUUUAAAGAUCCAUAUAUGGCAUUUUCGAUAUUAGAACAAAUAAAAAGGCGAGGAGCAAUUUCUUAUGUAAUGGGAUGUAAUACAUCAAUUUAUAAUGAAUUAAUAUUAAUUAGAUGGAAUUGUUGGAGAGAUUUAUGCGGUAUUGAAGGAUUAUUAAAUGAAAUGAGAAGAGGAAUUAGAUUACAAAAAUGGGAUGACUUUGAUUUAAUGGCAGUUAAUAAUAUUAAAAAGAUUUUAGAUAUUUGGGGAAAAAAUCAAAGUAGUAAUAAUAUUAAUUUAGCUGUUUGA